Agrilus planipennis (emerald ash borer) is the source of this 426-nucleotide messenger RNA. RefSeq names its product non-histone chromosomal protein 6-like. Gene Ontology annotation, molecular function: transcription cis-regulatory region binding. Lineage: Eukaryota; Metazoa; Arthropoda; Insecta; Coleoptera; Buprestidae. The record is from RefSeq and is a predicted model, not a curated record. The transcript has 3 exons. Bases 1 to 426 code for a protein of 141 amino acids.
AUGUCGUUCAAAUAUGGGGCAAAAGAAAUAUACCAAGAAGUGGGAGAAGAAACUGUUUAUCACAAUCCAAAAGUCAAACAAGAAAAAGUGGAUGAAUUUACAGAAGACAAACAUGAAAAACAUAAGCCUUUGAAGAAAUCUAGUAAACGUAAAAGUACAAAAACCGAUAAAGACCCAAAUGCCCCAAAAAGGCCCUCCAAUCCUUUUUUUCAGUUUUGUCAGGAACAGAGGCAAAUUCUCAUGGAACAAAUAAAUUCAGAACUUAAACCUGGUGAAGCAGAACCCACUAAGCAGGAAUUAACAAGACAAUUGGCUUUAAAGUGGAAAUCAUUAUCAGGAAAUGAUAAAAAAGUGUAUGUUGACAUGUAUGAACGUUCUAAAGAAAAAUAUGCUGCUGAAAUGUCAGAAUAUAUUAUGAAAAAAUAA